AUGGCCAAAGAACGUUCAGCUAUCAGCAAAAGCAUGGGCAAAAAGCGGGUAUCUGGCACUCAUGUAUCGGGCCUCUCUUCAUCAAAGACUGCCACAAAAAGAAAGGAAGCACCUGUCAAAUACGGAAAGCUAUCCAGAAAGCAAAAGCAAGAUUUAGAGGAUUACGGAGAGCUCGUCCCUAAAGACUUUGAGGAGGACGAAGCAGACAACACAAAACGCAGACGAGUUAUAUCUGAGGCUGAUUUGGAUCGAGAAUUGGAUGAAGAAAGACGCAGAGCCGAAGGUCAAUUUGAGGAUUCAGAGGAGGAAGAUGAUUUCGAUAGUGAGGAAGAAGAAGAGGAGGACUGGAAGAAGCCGUCUGCCUACUCCCUGUUGAUGGGAUCAUUGAAGAAGAACUCCAAGCAAAAGGAUUUCUAUAAGAAGAUUCAGCGUGAGCAAGAAGGGAUUGAGGAUGUCAUUGAAAGUGCAGAUGAGGAACUUGUGGAUGAGGAAGAGAUCGACGAGGAAGCCGAACAAGAAAUGGACGACAUGAGUGAAGGCGAGCAAGAUGACGACCAAGAAGAGGAAGAUGUGGAGGAUGCUGAACCAGUGGACGGUGAUGCGCCUGAUUCCCUCGAGGAAGACGACGAGGAAGAAGAGGAGAUUGUCUAUGUAGGCAGUGAUGCUGAAGAGGAUGAUGCGUCAGAUGAUCUUUUCGAGCGAAGGUUUGCCGAUCAACAACCUGCUAGUUUUGACGAAAAAAUCUCCACCAUUGAGCAAAAGAAAUGGGUAUCACAAACAUUUGAGGAUGAAGUUUUGAAGGACGUAACUGCAUUGACUACCAUUGCUGAUAACACUGUCAAAGAGAUGCCCAAGAUUGAAAGUUUGGAGGAUGUCCAUGUGAAGCAGCGUAUUGCUAAAUGCUGGCCAACGGCAAACAAGCAAGUCAUCAAAAAAACUGUUACAUUUACGCCUCUGCAAGAUCACCUCUUCAAUCAAAUGAACAACUACCGCGAUAUAGUGUUCUGUAACCGUAGUUUGAGUAAUGCUAAGGAAAUCAGAAAUGCCUACGCUCUUCAUGCAUUGAAUCACAUUACCAAGACAAGAGACCGUGUUCUCAAGAAUAAUGCUAAAUUGAGUAAAGCACAAAAGGAGGGCACAGAUGUUGGCGAGAUGCGUGACCAAGGCUUCACUCGUCCCAAGGUGCUGAUUAUCCUGCCCUUCAGAAACACAGUAGUCGAUCUUGUGGAUACAUUCAUCAAACUAUCUGGAACAGAGCAACAUGAGAAUAAGAACAGAUUCUUUGAGCAGUUCAAUUUGCGUGAAGAAGAAGCCAUUGACACAAGCAAGCCUGCCGACUACUUGCAAAAUUUCCAGGGCAAUAUUGACGAUCAUUUCCGGUUGGGCAUCAAGUUUGCAAAGAAAUCAAUGAAAAUUUACUCUGAUUUUUACAAUGCGGAUGUUAUCAUUGCAUCGCCUUUGGGUUUGCGUACCUUGAUAGGUUCUGAAGGUGACAAGAAGAGAGAUUUCGACUUUUUGUCGUCUAUUGAAUUGGUCAUUUUGGAUCAAACCAACCAUUUCUUAAUGCAAAACUGGGAGCACAUUGAUCAUAUCUUUCAGCAUCUCAAUCUGAUCCCUACUGAUGGGCAUGGCUGUGAUAUUUCUAGAAUCAAGAGUUGGUAUUUGGACGGAAAAGCCAAAUAUCUUCGUCAGACCCUUGUGUUUGCUGAUUUCUUGACGCCUGAAUUCAAUGCACUGUUUAACAAAUACAUGAAAAAUGUGGCAGGAAAGCUGAAAAUCAAGCGCACUUAUGAAGAAGGAUCAAUUUUAGAUGUCAUUCCUCAAGUGCAACAGAGCUUUACUCGCAUUGAUGCCCCCUCUUUGAAAACCAUCAAUGAUGUGCGAUACAAGUACUUUAUUGAAAAGACACUACCAACGCUUCGUAAAUCAGCCAUCAUGCAAUCACAUACCCUCAUCUUUAUCCCGUCUUAUUUCGACUUUGUGAGAGUGAGAAACUACUUUGAAGACAACAAAUAUUCUUACGAGCCAUGUUCAGAAUACGCCUCAGGCCCUGCCAUCACUCGAUCAAGAGCACAAUUCUUCCAUGGUAGAUCCAAUUUCUUGUUGUAUACCGAAAGAUUGCAUUUCUUUAGAAGAUACAAUAUUCGUGGUACUUUCCAUGUUGUCUUUUACGGGCUUCCAGAAGACCCUUUGUAUUAUACUGAAAUUGUCAACUUUUUGGGCCUCAAAUUUGAUGAAGCGAGUGCUGCAGAGGAGGCAACUUUCUCUUGCACAGCCUUGUUCUCAAAGUACGACUUUUUGAAACUGGAACGUAUUGUUGGUACUGAGAGAGCAAAAAAGAUGUGCACUGCUCAAAAGAAUGUGUUUAUGUUUGCAUAA
This is a messenger RNA of Mucor velutinosus, 2379 nucleotides long. RefSeq lists its product as uncharacterized. Gene Ontology annotation, molecular function: U3 snoRNA binding; rRNA binding. The transcript is spliced from 12 exons. Gene Ontology annotation, biological process: maturation of SSU-rRNA from tricistronic rRNA transcript (SSU-rRNA, 5.8S rRNA, LSU-rRNA). Gene Ontology annotation, cellular component: nucleolus; small-subunit processome. The record is from RefSeq and is a predicted model, not a curated record. NCBI's taxonomy places the organism in Eukaryota, Fungi, Mucoromycota, Mucoromycetes, Mucorales, Mucoraceae. The coding region runs from base 1 to 2379 and encodes 792 amino acids.